AUGAAACCUGGACAAACCUGUGACGAUUGUCAACAAAUUAAAACAUCCGACUGGAGUUAUGGACGACCACAAUCGAACAGCUCGCUUGAGAACUUCAAGAGCUGCAAGCUCAUAACUCAGUGGACGAAGAAUGGUGUGUUUGCAAUAUCGGCAAUUAAGAGAAACGCUCCAUCCAAAGACGCUGGACGAGAUUCAAAAAUCGCCGCUAAAGUAGAGAAAUGGUCAAUCGAGUCAGUGUGCAAAUACGGACGUAGUUUAGACUUCACUUCCAAUGAGCCGAACGCUGCAUCGGUCAUCAAAACGUUGUUCAAAGAGAUACAUGGAUCUGUCCUCUCAAAGCUUAAUAUCCAUCCACUCCAUUGGGACGAAUGCGCCGACAGUGAACUAGGACCCUUUUUGAAAACGUUCAACAACAGUGUCAAAGUAUUUCGUAAAAAUAAUCCGCGUGAUGUUCUACUUUCAAAAGAAAAUUGGCGCCAAAAGGAAGCUUCCGAGUUCCGUGUAAUCUGUGACUUAGCAUGUCAACUCGCCAUUCCAAAUCCACGAGUGCUAAACACGUAUUAUGCAGGAUUCAGCAGCGGGACUUACGGUGAAACGAAUAUCGAGACAUUACAAAAAAUCCUGGACCUGCUUGGUGUCAAAGAAGACGACGUCUUCAUAGAUUUGGGAUCUGGAAUCGGGCAGCUGGUAACGUUUGCUGCUGCGUAUACCAACAUAGCACACGUGCGAAGCAUUGAACUUCAACAGGUCCCAGCUGGUUUUGCGGACGAAAACGCUCGUCAGUUCAAGAAGCUGAUGCGGCAUUUUGGGGAAAAGCCACGGCCAUUUGAGCUGGAACUCGGAGAUUUCAAUACCGAAGAAACUGAGACUUUUUUGAAAGAGAAAGCGACCAUUAUUUUCUGCAACAAUUUAGCUUUUGAUCCAGGUCUUAUGAUUAAAUUGAGAGCAAUUUUGCAAUUCUGUAACAACGGCACAAAAAUUGUGGUGACUCAGAAAUUGGAAACGACCAAAAAGGGAAGGACACCACGCGACUACUUAUGGCGAAACGAGCUUCGAACAGUUCCAGGACAUUCUGGACCGGAUUGA
Messenger RNA from Caenorhabditis briggsae, 1086 nucleotides. Lineage: Eukaryota; Metazoa; Nematoda; Chromadorea; Rhabditida; Rhabditidae. The transcript is spliced from 6 exons. Gene Ontology annotation, molecular function: histone H3K79 methyltransferase activity. The record is from RefSeq and is a predicted model, not a curated record. Gene Ontology annotation, biological process: DNA damage checkpoint signaling; DNA repair; regulation of transcription regulatory region DNA binding. Gene Ontology annotation, cellular component: nucleus. Bases 1 to 1086 code for a protein of 361 amino acids.